Lynx canadensis (Canada lynx) is the source of this 297-nucleotide messenger RNA. Its product is annotated as keratin-associated protein 21-1-like. The record is from RefSeq and is a predicted model, not a curated record. The coding region runs from base 1 to 297 and encodes 98 amino acids. Lineage: Eukaryota; Metazoa; Chordata; Mammalia; Carnivora; Felidae. The transcript has a single exon.
AUGAAUGGCAUGCUCUGCCAAUCAUUGACAGUAUAUAAAGGUCCAAGGCUAGUAGCAGACACACAGUUCACCACAUCCUCUCGCAACCCACGUGAAUUCUCUUCUCUUGACAACAACAUGUGUUGCAAGUACGGCAGCUCCUGUGGCUAUGGCUGUGGAUAUGGCCCCUAUUAUGGCUGUGGCUAUGGCUCCUGCUGUGGCUAUGGCACCAGAUAUGGCUGUGGCUGUGGCUAUGGCUCUGGUUGCUGUGGCUACCGGCCAUUUUGCUGUAGAAGAUGUUAUUCUUCUUGCCGCUAG